Messenger RNA from Betta splendens (Siamese fighting fish), 1835 nucleotides. RefSeq names its product general transcription factor IIIC, polypeptide 5 (gene gtf3c5). The record is from RefSeq and is a predicted model, not a curated record. Gene Ontology annotation, biological process: transcription initiation at RNA polymerase III promoter. NCBI's taxonomy places the organism in Eukaryota, Metazoa, Chordata, Actinopteri, Anabantiformes, Osphronemidae. The coding region runs from base 152 to 1741 and encodes 529 amino acids. The transcript has 11 exons. Gene Ontology annotation, cellular component: transcription factor TFIIIC complex.
GUUUCCACACGGCGUUAUUUUGUUCUUGGACAUUUUCACGCUGCUGCAGUCGCUUUUACUUUGACAUAAACCAAAGUGUUUUGCUCGUUUGUGGACGUUAUUAAACGUCGUACUUUGCCUUCAUGUACCGCCACCAGUAGAACUAACCCAGAUGGAGGUUACCAAGACGAUGAAACUGGGCUUUAGCCUGAAGGAACUGAGUCUGUCGCGCUGCACCGGGGAUGUUCCGGGAGGUUCGUCCACCGUGGAGCUGCGGGACAGCCGGCUGGUGUGUGUGGAGUAUCCGGCGGUGAUCAAGAGUGUGGAUAAAGUGCUGGAGACUCUGGGUGGUGAACAGACAGUGUCCAAAACCUUUGCUCACCCUAACCGGCGCCUUGAGCUGCAUUUCCGACCUCAGGAUCCUUUCUGUCACUCUCUGUAUGGAAACCGCUUCUCCUCCAGCAACCUCCUCCUCAGAGUUCGGCGGCGGGUGCGAAAAACGGAUCCUAAAGAUGUAAAGAUCCGCAUGGAUGUGCUCGGAGUCAUAGGAACAACAUAUAAAUUCCAAGGUUACAUUAAAAGGCUGGCAGACUUUCAGUGUCUGGCCGUACAUUCAGAAAAGGGAGAAAACACAUCUUUAUACGACAAAAUCAUCCUCCAAAAACCGGAGAAUCAAGAGUUCUUUGAGCAGCCGGUGCCUUCCUUUCUUCCUCCAGCCAUUUUCUCUCGCCUCGACAGUCCCGUGGAUUAUUUCUACCGCCCUGAUGUCCAGCAUCAGAGUGUAACACCUGGCCAGGUUAACAAGAAGAACGUCAUUGGUCUGACUCGUGCUCGCCGGCCAAAUAAUGCCAUAUUCGUCAGCUUCAGUGAUCCCACUGUGCCCUCCGAGUGCCUGGAGGCGGCAAAGCAAAACUGGGCACGAAUCUGCCUGAAGGAUGCUGACAAAGAGGCUGAAGAGAAAUUGAAAGAGAUGUUUGAGAGACGGCCCAUCUGGUCUCGGAACGCAGUCAAGGCCAACGUCAACCUCCACCCUGAUAAAAUGAAACUGCUGCUGCCCGUCUUUGCCUACUACAUGGUGACAGGACCCUGGAGAAGCCUGUGGGUGAGGCUGGGCUACGACCCUCGACAGGCCGCAGAUUCCAAGAAGUAUCAGAUGCUGGACUUCAGGAUCCGCUGCAGUGGCAAGCAUGGAUAUUCACUAUCUGACAUGCCAGUAAAAGCUAAGAGGAGCGCCCUCAAUUACAGUCUGCCCAACACCUUGAACAAGGCGGUUCCUCAGCCAGCCAGCGUGAUGGGCCUGCCAGCUCAGGAGGGGCCGAGCACCAGUCGAGAGCCAGCCCCCGUCACACACCAGCUCAAGGAAUCAUCCUACAUUUUCCGAGAAGGAAUGCUGCCUCCUCACAGGCAGAUGUUUUACCAGCUGUGUGAUCUGCAUGUGGAAAGCAUUCAGCAGGUGAUUGAGCAGAACAGUGGCAGUGAGCAGGCGUGCGAUGAGCGCGAUGGCUGGUGUGUCCUCGGCACCACUGACAAGCUGAGAGACAUGAUCUCAGGAAUGAUCAAGAAGGUCGUCCAAGCCCAGAAACCAGCAAUGCCAGAAGCCCCAACAAGACGCAGACGCAGAGGCCUGAGUUCAAAUUUCUGGAGAGAAGCUGAAGAAGCGGACGAAGAAGAUGAAGAGGAGGAGGAGGAUGACGACGAAGAGUUCCUGCCAUCGGAGGGAAGUGAAAAUGAGAUGGAGACAGAAAUCCUUGAUUACAUGUGACAUAAUGCCCAGAAUGUUUCCUGUCUGUCAGCUUUCUUUGUAAAACACGUGAUUUAUUAAGUUAAAUAAAGGUUCAUGGCUUUUGACCAGUAAA